This is a messenger RNA of Fusarium musae, 1107 nucleotides long. RefSeq lists its product as uncharacterized. The record is from RefSeq and is a predicted model, not a curated record. The transcript has 3 exons. Bases 1 to 1107 code for a protein of 368 amino acids. Lineage: Eukaryota; Fungi; Ascomycota; Sordariomycetes; Hypocreales; Nectriaceae.
AUGAUAAUCAUCAAUAGUUUCUAUCCUCAGCAGUUUGAGCAUCCUCAACUCGGUCCAAUUAUUGGAAGAAAGCGAAACGAGCAUGUCGUUCAGUUUCGUAUCAUUCCAUACGGCCAUGUUGCUGCACGUUUCCGACACGCCACAUUGGUCAGCGAGCUACCACCAAAACAACGCACGUUCACGGAACACGGCCAUGCCUGUCCUCAAAACGAGCAGUGCAUGGAACCAUUUGGUGGUCCUAUCCCGGGAAACGAAAAGCGAGAAUACGAUGAGUUUUUUUCUCUCGACCUGACCAUCAUAACACCAGGGUCGGCCUUGAAGUUUGGGAAUACCCACAAAGUACCCGUCAUGGUGUAUGUCCAUGGUGGAGGCUUUACGGUUGGUGCGCAAUACGGUGGCCCUAAUGGACCUCGUCGACGAAGCGGCAAACCUCAACGUCUGGCCUUCCAAUGUGUUCAAAAGUUCAUUUCGGGUUUUGGUGGUGACAUCAACAGGAUCACCGCACUCGGUGAAAGCGCUCCCAGUUCCUCACUCGCCUUCCACCUAAGUUACAAUGUCCCCCUCUUCGAUCGAGCCAUUCUACAAUCCGGAACGGCAUCUGCAGUCAGUCCCAAACCCCUUGCAAACAAAGACGAAGAAUACCAGGCACUGCUUAAGUUCUGCGGGAUCAGUGUAGACGAUCCUCAACGCCUCGAGAAGCUCAUAGCUGUACCGACUGACAAGAUCGUCGAGGCAGCUACGUCUAUCAACAAGGCAGCUUUCUCACCACUGGCCGACAAAAGCUUCUUUCCAAUUAUUCCCAAUUACCUCAAUCAUGCCAAGAUAAUAUCCGAUUGCUCUUGGAUAGCUGCUAUCGUCACAGGUGAUGUAGUGUUUGAGGGCUGUCUGUUUGCGCACAGCAUUGUGGAUGUGCGGCCUGAAGUUUUCUACCAACACGUGGAAAAUGCGCUUGGUGUAGAAAAUGCCAACAGAGUAUUAGAGGUUUACGAGAUCUCCAGAAACAUGAAUGAGAACUUGUUCUGGGCCAGAUUAUGCACAUUGUGUGGUGAUGCUAUGUUCUCCGGUAAGACAAUGUCCCUUUCAGCCCAUCAAUUUCAGCGAGGUUAA